Molecule: messenger RNA, 714 nt
Organism: Ruditapes philippinarum (Manila clam)
Lineage: Eukaryota; Metazoa; Mollusca; Bivalvia; Venerida; Veneridae
Product: DNA-directed RNA polymerase I subunit RPA12-like
Exons: 5
Coding region: 143-523 (126 amino acids)
Biological process (GO): termination of RNA polymerase I transcription; DNA-templated transcription
Cellular component (GO): RNA polymerase I complex
Molecular function (GO): DNA-directed RNA polymerase activity; nucleic acid binding; zinc ion binding
Source: RefSeq, a predicted model, not a curated record
UAUAUUUCGUUCAAAACAAAAUUUUAAACUGAAGUAACCAAUAUGUCAGCGCCCAAUCACUCACAUGAAUAUUGAAGGAUUGGUAAAAAUACACUCGUCCUAUUAUUAUUCAUGUUAACAUUUUAUAUAGAAUUAUACGAACAUGGCCAAGACAACACCAGUGUCAAAGCAUGAGUUGUUUGUAACUGAUCUAGAUUUCUGUCCAAGAUGUGGGACUGUUUUGCCUUUACCUGGCACAGAAGAAGUUGUUACAUGUAAACUGUGCUUUUUCCAAAAUGAUGUUAGAGAUUUUGAUGGAGUAGAGAUACAUACAAUGAAAGAGUUCAACAAACCAGAAAUAUUCUUGAAAAAAACUGAGGAUGCAGAGUCACAGCUUAAAGGCCCUACGGUUGAUAGAAAAUGUGCUAAAUGUGGACACGAGGAAAUGAUUUACACAACCAGACAGACGAGGUCGGCAGACGAAGGGCAGACUGUUUUCUUUACCUGUCCUGAAUGCAGAUUUCAAGAGAUCGAGUAUUCCUGAGACGGGGAACUACUUUCUUACCUUCUUCAUAUCUGGUUGUCAUAAUGAUCAUAUCUGGUUGUCAUAAUGAUCAUAUCUGGUUGCGAUGGUGAUCAUAUCUGGUUGCCAUGGUGAUCAUAUCUGGUUGUCAUGGCGAUCAUAUCUGGUAGCCAUUGUGAUUAUAUUUGGUUGUCAUGGCGAUCAUAUCUGGU